GACAGACGGACUGACAGAGGGACAGACGGAGGGCCUGGCGGGCGCACGUCCAGGCCAUGCCCGGGGAGGCCGCCCGCGCCGAGCUGCCGCUGCCCGAGGCCGGCGCGCCCGGGCCGCGAACAGAUCUCUCCUAUGAUGCAGCUUCUGCUACCAUCCUGAAAGUGGGCCAACAGGAGCCCCGUGUGCUGACCCCAGGGCCCAACCCCCUGGCCCUCACGUUCCUGUCCAGCAAGCCGGGUGCCCGGCCCCAGCCUGAGGGGGCCAGUUGGGAUGCAGGACCCGGUGGGGCCCCCUCAGCAUGGGCGGACCCUGCAGAAGGGAGCCCAAACCCAGCACUUCUCCCAGAGGGCCUGCCUCUCCAGGCUCUAUCUGAGGAGGGUCGGCCCACCGAGGCCCUGCCCACGGAGGUCCCUCUGCCCGCCACCUUGGAGCCUCGGAUUGUGAUGGGCGAGGAGACGUGCAAGGCCCCCCCAUCACCCAGGGUGGCCUGGCCAGUGCUCAGGGACUGGGAUGGUGGGCACGCCAACCUGCACCCACCCCCCGAGCUGUGUUCUCAGGGUGAUCCUCCUGUGCCUUCCCCUCCCCCAGACCCUGAUUCCUACUUCACACCUCCCUCCACCCCUAUCAGGACCACCUACGUCCUGCUCCCCUGCCAUGGGCCCCAUAGGGACACCUGGGACCCAGAGGCUGAGUUGCUGGAUGAGCUGCUGGACUCAGUGCCCACCUCACCCUCGGGCUCCUAUGUCACAGCCGAUGGAGACAGCUGGACCUCUUCACCGUCCUGUUCCCUCAGCCUGUUGGCCCCAACUGAAGGGCUGGACUUCCCCUCGGGCUUGGGCCUUUCCCCACCAGAGUCCUUGGCGGAUGAGCAAGAGCUGCCGUCCUCUGAGUGCAGCCCCUCAGCAGGCAGUGGCUCUUCCUGGGGCCAGGAGGGCCACUUCUUUGACCUGGAUUUCCUGGCAAAUGACCCCAUGAUCCCCGCAGCCCUCCUACCCUUCCAGGGUAGCCUCAUCUUCCAGGUGGAAUCUGUGGAGGUGACACCACUGUCCCCAGAACAGGAGGAGGAGGAGGAGGAAGAGGUGGUGGCUGAUGCUCCAACCCCAGGAGGGGACCUGGCCGGGGAGGGUGAGGAAGAUAGCACAUCUGCGUCCUUCCUGCAGUCACUGUCUGACCUGUCCAUCAUUGAGGGCAUGGAUGAGACUUUUGCCUUCCGGGAUGACACCUCAGCCACCUCCUCUGAUUCAGACUCGGCUUCCUAUGCAGGGGCAGAUGACGAUAGGCUGUACAGUGGGGAGCUCCAUGCCCAGCCCAGCACCCUGCUGCAGGACACUGCCCAGAAGGCAGAGCAAGAGCACAGAGGCAGGGCCACCUUCUGGGGCCCAGAAGACUUGGGGACAGUGACCACCCUGCAGGUCUCAGAGGGAGGGGCCCAUCCCACCCACAGUAAGGAAUCUGCUGCAGAAAAGACAGAAGGCAGAUUUGCUUUAGGCCAGGAGUCCGAGGCUGCUGUGAUCCCUUGCAAUAUGCAAGCAGCCCAAGGCCUCCAGGUGGAGGUGGCUACCAGACUGACUCCUGAGACUGAGGACAAAGAAGUUGGCUCCACCACAACAGGAGCACCUGCCACCAGUCUGCCUCAGCCCUCCCAGGAGGGGAUGAGCGCUGCCUUCAGCCUGGAGUCCAUUGCUACAGACUCACUCUCAGCUCUGGAGGGAAAAGAAGGUCCCACCUUGUGUGUAGACCUUCCUGAGAACUCGAAGGAAGGAGGCCUGGGGUUCCCCUCAGAAAUGGAGCCUGUGACCAUGGCUACACCUGGGCCCCAGCAGGCUGAAGGGGGUACUGUGUUACCUCCUGAUGCAGCACCCCCACCCCUGCAAGACACAGAUCCCACCUCAGGCCCAGAGUCCAUGGCUGUGGCCACACCGGGACCCCAGCAGGCUGAAGCAGAUGUCACAUUGUCCGAAGACCCUCCCGUGGCAGCACUUCCACUCCUGGAAGACACAGAUGGCACCUCAGGCCCAGAGACCAUGGCUGUGGCCACACCGGGACCCCAGCAGGCUGAAGCAGAUGUCACAUUGUCCGAAGACCCUCCCGUGGCAGCACUUCCACUCCUGGAAGACACAGAUGGCACCUCAGGCCCAGAGACCAUGGCUGUGGCCACACCGGGACCCCAGCAGGCUGAAGCAGAUGUCACAUUGUCCGACGACCCUCCUGUGGCAGCACAUCCACCUCUGGAAGACACAGAUGGUAUCUCAGGCCCAGAGGCCAUGGCUGUGGCCACACCAGUACUCCAGCAGGCUGAAGCAGAUGUCACAUUGUCUGAGGACCCUCCUGUGGAAGCACUUCCACUCCUGGAAGACACAGAUGGCACCUCAGGCCCAGAGGCCACGGCUGUGGCCACACCGGGACCCCAGCAGGCUGAAGCAGAUGUCACAUUGUCCGAGGACCCUCCUGUGGCAGCACUUCCACUCCUGGAAGACACAGAUGGCACUUCAGGCCCAGAGGCCAUGGCUGUGGCCACAGCGGGACCCCAGCAGGCUGAAGCAGAUGUCACAUUGUCCGAGGACCCUCCUGUGGCAGCACUUCCACUCCUGGAAGACACAGAUGGCACCUCAGGCCCAGAGGCCACGGCUGUGGCCACACCGGGACCCCAGCAGGCUGAAGCAGAUGUCACAUUGUCUGAGGACCCUCCUGUGGAAGCACUUCCACUCCUGGAAGACACAGAUGGCACUUCAGGCCCAGAGGCCAUGGCUGUGGCCACACCGGGACCCCAGCAGGCUGAAGCAAUUGUCACAUUGUCCGAGGACCCUCCUGUGGAAGCACUUCCACUCCUGAAAGACACAGAUGGCACCUCAGGCCCAGAGGCCAUGGCUGUGGCCACACCGGGACCCCAGCAGGCUGAAGCAGAUGUCACAUUGUCUGAGGACCCUCCUGUGGCAGCUCUUCCACUCCUGGAAGACACAGAUGGCACCUCAGGCCCAGAGGCCAUGGCUGUGGCCACACCGGGACCCCAGCAGGCUGAAGCAGAUGUCACAUUGUCCGAGGACCCUCCUGUAGCAGCUCUUCUACUCCUGGAAGACACAGAUGGCACCUCAGACCCAGAGACCAUGGCUGUGGCCACACCGGGACCCCAGCAGGCUGAAGCAGAUGUCACAUUGUCCGAGGACCCUCCUGUGGAAGCACUUCCACUCCUGGAAGACACAGAUGGCACCUCAGGCCCAGAGGCCAUGGCUGUGGCCACACUGGGACCCCAGCAGGCUGAAGCAGAUGUCACAUUGUCCGACGACCCUCCUGUGGCACCACAUCCACUUCUGGAAGACACAGAUGGCACCUCAGGCCCAGAGGCCAUGGCUGUGGCCACACCGGGACCCCAGCAGGCUGAAGCAGAUGUCACAUUGUCCGAGGACCCUCCUGUAGCAGCUCUUCUACUCCUGGAAGACACAGAUGGCACCUCAGGCCCAGAGGCCAUGGCUGUGGCCACACCGGGACCCCAGCAGGCUGAAGCAGAUGUCACAUUGUCCGAGGACCCUCCUGUGGCAGCACUUCCACUCCUGGAAGACACAGAUGGCACCUCAGGCCCAGAGGCCAUGGCUGUGGCCACACCGGGACCCCAGCAGGCUGAAGCAGAUGUCACAUUGUCCAAGGACCCUCCUGUGGCAGCACAUCCACCCCUGGAAGACACAGAUGGCACCUCAGGCCCAGAGCCCAUGGCUGUGGCCGCAACAGGACCCCAGCAGGCUGAAGCAAUUGUCACAUUGUCCGAGGACCCUCCCGUGGCAGUACCCCCACCCUUGCAAGACACAGAUGGCACCUCAGGCCCAGAGCCCAUGACUCCAGAUACUACGCACGACCUGCAGGCGGAAGUAGGCUGCACCCCAGGCACUAAUCCCAGGGCUUCUGUGGCCCAGCAGGAGUUAGGUGUGGUCUUAGGACCAAGACCAGUCUCUGAGAAGCAGAAUGCAGCACCCUCUGAAGAUACACAGCCUUUAGCCUUGAACCAGGCACAACCAAAUGGCCCAGAGCUGGCUACAGAAGCUGGGACUCUUUGGGUGUCAGGAGAAGAGGCAGGUCCCACCUUGGGCAGGAAGACCCCCAAGGCCCCUGAGCCUGCCUCUGGCACUGGGGAGGAAGUACCUGAAGGCCUGUCUGCACCUGAGCAGAAAGCAAGUCUUGAAGCCCACAAUGGGGCUGAGACCCACUUGCCUCCAAAGGAAGCUCUGGGCGUUAAGAACCAGGGAGUUAGAGGCCGAAAGCCACCAGUGCAGGGACAUGGACCCAAGUCAGAGCUCCAAGGUACAGAGAAGGCUCCCAAGGCACCUUCUGCUGCCUCCCUGGAGGUUGACCAGGCACGGAGCCUGAACAGUAAGGUUACCCAGGGAUCCAGGCUUCCCAUAGCUGGAGCCACAGAGGCCAGACUGGACUCCUGCCCAAGGGCUCCAGCACAGGUGGCAUGCCAGCUGGACACGGACUGCCCUGAAGAGCCUGCCCUGCCUGUACCACCCUCCCAGCAGCGGGAGCCUGUGCUGGGCCUGGGCAGUGGACAACAACCUCAGACGACCCCCAGUGUGCUCAGCCCCACCUCACCACGGCCCCCAGAAAACCCUACCAGGGGCCUGCCCAGUGCACCCCAGAAUAGGCUUCUGGACCCUGACCAGUCUGUUCCUGGGGUCCUUGCCAGGGCAGCCCCACCACCCCUGACAUCUCCUGCCCCUUGCCUGUGCCUGAGCUCCCAGGAAAACUCCAUGGAGAACAAGGAGUCCCCAGCCUCUGGGGUCCACCUGCCGCCUCGGGCAGGAGCCCAGCAGGCUGCUGGUUCCACCGCUGCCUCAGGAACCACAAAGCCCCUAGGAGCCCGGCAGCGGGUCAGCCUCUCGCCCCACUCCCCCCUCAGCCCUAAGGUGGUCCCUAAGGAUGCCAAAGACCUGGUCAAAGAUCUGGCCUCCCGGAUCUCGAGCUCCUCUCAAGUGCCUCCUCCCUCAGGGACCCGGAGCCCAUCUGGCUCAAGGAGGCUCCCAACCUCCGAGCAGCAAGAGGACGAAGACAGCCUAGAGGAAGACUCACUGCGAGCCACAGGCUCAGGCCAGCACUCGGACAGCCAUGGGGAGUCAUCGGCAGAACUUGAUGAGCAGGACAUCUCAGCACCUCAGAAAGAGCAGAGCCCAGCCCAGGCCCCCACAGGUAGCAGCGAGGAGGCCAUGGCCAAAGCCAAGCAGAGUCGCAGUGAGAAGAAGGCACGAAAGGCAAUGUCAAAGCUGGGCCUGCGGCAGAUCCAGGGAGUCACCAGGAUCACCAUUCAGAAAUCCAAGAACAUACUGUUUGUCAUCGCCAAGCCAGAUGUCUUCAAGAGCCCUGCCUCCGACACCUAUGUGGUCUUUGGCGAGGCUAAGAUAGAGGACCUAUCGCAGCAAGUUCACAAGGCUGCUGCAGAAAAGUUCAAGGUGCCCUCAGAGUCCUCGGCCCUGGUCCCCGAGUCAGCACCCAGGCCCCGGGUGAGGCCAGAGUGCGAGGAGGAGGAGGAGGAGGAGGAAGACGAGGAGGAGGUGAGGCUAGGAGGCUCCAGACCUUGCUUAGGGGGUUGCAGGGUUCCACCCCAGGGGCCUCAAACAGCUCCAGACACCUCCCUGCUCCCCAACCAGGUGGAUGAGGCUGGACUGGAGCUGCGUGACAUUGAGCUGGUGAUGGCCCAGGCCAACGUGUCCAGGGCCAAGGCUGUGCGGGCCUUAAGGGACAACCACAGUGACAUUGUCAACGCCAUUAUGGAACUGACAAUGUAGCUGCUGACCGGAAGCUGGCCCAUCUUGUCCUUUGCCCCAGCUGUGCUGCCCAAUAAACCGGUGUCCCACCAUCACCCUCUGGCAUCCCCUCAUCUCUCUCCAGUGUUACUCUCUGGCGUCCCCUCACUAGUCCCUGGCGUCCCCUCAGGCCCAGCUAAGGCUGAGAGUGGCCGUCUAUUCCAUGUCCUUGCUCUGUUGGCAGAGACCAGCGACCCUCAGUGCCGGCCAUGUCUAGGAUGGGCACCCCAGAUCCCUUAACUCCACUAGCGUGCCCUACAAGGUUGUGCUCAGUGGGUGCAUGGGAGCACUGAGACCCACUUAGGCACAGCAUGAGCUGAGGUAAGGGGACAGGAGCUGAGGGGACGGUGUGUGGCUUGUCUUCAGCCCUUCAUCAGGACACAGUCAUUUACAUAUAAAUCUAGAGACAGUGUCUCGGCUUUACCUGGCCUGAGGUUCCAUGACCAGCUCCCGGACAGUCCACGAUGGAAAAAUUCUCCCCGUAAAGCACUGCCCAGGGCUGUCCUACAGCUAUGACACCAGGUAGACCUGCUCAGGAAGGCACCUGUGAGACCCUCCAUACCCUGUGGCUUGUCCUGGCCAGACACAACUGGGGUGCCCGUAGAGUCCCAGCUGAACAGAGCACCCAUGCCUGACAUGCAAGUUUCCUUGUACAGGGGUAACAGGCCCCAGCAAGGAUAGGAGCGGGUGUGAUUGGGCUCUUCAGCCCAGCUUUCUGAAUGUGCCCUAGCAAGC
This is a messenger RNA of Castor canadensis (American beaver), 6524 nucleotides long. The record is from RefSeq and is a predicted model, not a curated record. NCBI's taxonomy places the organism in Eukaryota, Metazoa, Chordata, Mammalia, Rodentia, Castoridae.